This is a messenger RNA of Cryptococcus deneoformans JEC21, 3400 nucleotides long. RefSeq names its product transmembrane receptor, putative. NCBI's taxonomy places the organism in Eukaryota, Fungi, Basidiomycota, Tremellomycetes, Tremellales, Cryptococcaceae. Bases 251 to 2959 code for a protein of 902 amino acids. The record is from RefSeq and is a predicted model, not a curated record. The transcript has 9 exons.
GUCAACAAAUAAAACUGCAAUGGUAGACUACGGCACGAUGAGGCGUUAAUGCCAAGAGAGAUAAGGAGAAAAUUGACUACAUCCGGAUCAGCUCCUGUUCUAGACGAUCUUUACUGAUCUCUGACCCGCCUCUUCUUCUCCGUCUGCUCCAAUCUAUUCGCAACAAUGGGCUCUUGGACGACAUAUAAACGAUUAACCUGGCAACGCUUGUCGUCCUACAUUCAUUGCUUUACUAUAUGUGAUAGACGAUAUGCUCGUCAACAACCUCUUCUACUUCGUCGCCGCCCUGGUAACGUCUGCGUUUACCAUGGCCCAAGAUGAUGGCUGGCAUCUCGACUACGUUUAUACCCUCGUGAACGAGCAGCUGGAUCCUAUUGCCUUUCCCAACGGACAGUCUGCCCACAUGCACAAGAUUAUAGGUGGUUCUCGGAUGGCGGCCUACUAUAACUUCGAUUAUUACAAGUCUGCAAAAUGCUCUUCGCUGAGGGUCCAAGCGGACAAAUCCAAUUAUUGGAUGCCAAACCUUUAUGUCAUCAGCAAGAGUACUAAUGGCAACACCAUGUAUACACCUGUGUCUGCCAAGAUCCGGUUCUAUUAUUUCCUCUCUAGAAGUACCAAAAAUGAGGCAGUUAUCCCAUUCCCCAAAGGCCUUCGUAUGGUCGCCGGUAACCCAGACAACAAAGCCGUUACCAACGUCGCUUCGUUCACAUGCCACGUGAAUGCCGAUUUCAGCGACAGCAUCACUGCGGACAACUUCAAUUUCGACCGCGACUGUCCCUACGGUAUGAGAACUGAGUUGUUCUUCCCGCCUUGUUGGGAUGGCAAGAACCUAUACAAGUCGGAUGGAUCCCACAUGGCGUAUCCCAGUCAAAAUGUCAGAUCAGGUCGAUGCCCUUGGACCCAUCCUGUUAGGCUUCCGCAUAUCCAGUUGGAGUAUACUUGGCAUGUGUCCAAUGUUGGACCUGGCCUACCUUUGAAAGGACGAUUGGCUUGGGCAAACGGUGACACCACUGGCUACGGUGUCCAUGGGGAUUUUGUGAACGGUUGGGAUUUGGACGUUUUAAGAAGGGCUAUGAACGACCCAUCAUGUGUCGGAAUCAAGAAGACAAUUCCAAUGCAGGAAUGUCGCACUCUCAACAACUAUUUUGACGACGCGGCCGCUGCAGCUUGUACCGCUGAGCUCGGUACCCUCGUUGAACCAUACGGUAACGUCGAUAAUGUUGCUGUUCCCGUUCUCCCCGGCUGCAAUCCUCUUUGGGGCCCCAGCGGAUCUAAGCCUACUUGUAAUCCUCCAGUCCCCAGCCUCGAUAUCUCCAGAUUCAAGGGCAACGACGGUCGAUACAUUGCUGAGGACGAUGAGCGGCGCGAUUUUGUCCUCCCCACAACGCCUGGCUGGAAGAAUAUUGCCUGCUUACAUGACAUUACCUCAGUUUCUGGCGGUGUGUCUUACAUAGACCAUUCUCUCACUGUUAGUUCAUGUCAGUCCCACUGCCUUAUUGCAGGGUAUCAGUAUGCUGCAACAGGUCAACAAGGUACCCUGUGGCAUUGUGUUUGUGGUACGGCUAUCAGCGAUACGGCCACAGUCGAGACUGGCAUGUGCCUCACUGCUUGUCCUGGUGAUUCGUCUCAAUUGUGCGGUGGCUCCUACAUUUAUAACGUUUUCUACGCCCCUCCCGGAACCACCAACUCCGAUUCUACCAAUGUUCGUGCGGACGGUUCCAAGUAUGUUGGCUGUUAUAGGAACCCUUCCAACCCUUCCACUGGUCUUUUAGGCGCUUCUACUUACCGUUUCCAGUCCAACUCCAUGUCUACUGAAAUUUGCAUCAGUGCCUGUGCUCAGAAAGGAACUAACUGGGCGCUCACCACUAGUCAGAGGUGGUGUUAUUGCGGUAACGACUGGAACUAUGGUUCUGGCGCCAUCGUACCCACCUCUCAGUGCACUGUUUCGUGUAAUGGGAAGCCUAGCGAAGUCUGUGGUGACUAUUACAAGUCUUCAGUUUAUGACAUUACCUCUGUCAAGGUUAGCCCCUCUACUGCUGUCCAUCUUGCUGGUUAUCAGGGCUGUUAUGAGGACACUGGCAGCCGCCUUGGCAUGACGAAAAAUAGCUGGAUGUCGACCACCAUGACUCAAUCGCAGUGCAUCAACGGAUGCUCCGAGCUUGGAUAUUCUUAUGCCGGUAUUUUUAGAGGCAAUCAGUGCUACUGCGGCAAGCCCAACUCCAAUCUCGUCAGUCUUCCUGCCAGCCAGUGUCAAAAUCAGUGUGCGGGUAGCUCGAGCAUUACUUGCGGCGGUUCAGCAGCGAUGGAUCUUUACACUGUUGCUGCCGCCACAGUAACUUCUGAGACUGUCGCUUCCAAGAAGCCUUCUGGUUACAUUGGGUGCUUCAAGGACCAGGGGUCUAGCGCCGCGUUCAUUGGCAAUGUCUACACUUACAGAUCAAACUCCAUGAACCCCGAAACAUGCAAGCAAGCUUGUCUCGAAUUUGGUUACACAUACGCUGGAUUGUGGAAUGCAAACGAAUGUCGCUGUGGCAAGAAUUAUCCUGCUAGCCAGCAAAUGGUCAGCAGUCUCUACUGUACGGCGCCUUGCUCUGGUAGCUCUAGCCAGACUUGCGGCGCUGGCGGGUACCUUGAAGGGUAUAGCCUCGCACACACCAUCUCCACAGUCAGCAAACCCGAUGGCUGGCUCGGAUGCUAUACUGAUAAUCCCAAGAGCCGUACUCUUCGAGGUUAUUUCUACUCUGCCAGCGGCAUGACCUCCAAGGUUUGCCGAGCCACUUGUGGUAACAAUGGCUUCACUUUGGCUGCUGUUGAGUACAGGACACAGUGUUUCUGCGGCAACUCUCUGUCGAGCGGCACCCGAGCUCCAGCGUCUUCUUGCAGCAUGGCAUGCUCUGGCAACAGGAGGGAGACUUGUGGGGCUGCCGGCUACCUUGAUCUCUUCAAGACCACCGUGUAAGGAUACAGAGGAACGGGGGUAGGAGGAAGAGAAGGUGGAGGGCGAGAGGAAGAAAGGGAAGUAGUUUUGGGGCGCCGAGAGGAGAGAGAGGGAGGGAAGAAGGAGAGAGGAAGAGUAGGAGGACCGUCGUGCGAGGAGGCUUAGGGAGGAGAGAGGUCCGAGCGGAGGGUACAGGGCGUUGUAAGGUGUCUACGAAUGCAUAAAGAAAAAAGAAAGAACCAAGAGGGUGGUACACCCGAGCAUAGGUAAACGCGAUUCCGAUUUUGCUGGAUGGACGUGGGGGCUGUUUCGUGUUUUGAUGGCUUUAUUUAUAUUGUAUUUAUAUUGUAUUUUUUACUCCAACUUUUGUUUUCUGCAACUUUGUUCCAACAUCGCUCGUUUCAUAGAUUUUCCUUCGUACUAUUAUUUGUAUUACAUAUUUAUGGUUAGUAGUCGCUGGGC